Messenger RNA from Porites lobata, 2311 nucleotides. The record is from the annotation of a GenBank genome assembly. Lineage: Eukaryota; Metazoa; Cnidaria; Anthozoa; Scleractinia; Poritidae.
AUGUUUAGUAUACAUCGACUGAAUGAGGUGAAAUUUACACGUCGCGACUAACAUCAUCACAUCCUCAAAUGCCAUCUUUCUUUAAGUUGUGCUAAUGCUAAUGCCUUAUCUUCAACGGGGUACGUUUCAUCUGAUGUUACAGCUCGGUUGAUUUCGGCACUGAUCGUAUCUUUCAUUGAGAUGAGACUUGAAUUUGGGAAAUAGAUGCAUUCAAACAUGGAAUUGGAAGAUAUGUUAAAUGGCGCUUGUUGAAUUUUCUUUAAUCUUGUGCGAUGUAAUCAUGAUGACUUAUACAGUCAUUUUGUAACCAUUUUUAUCAGGAUGAACUUGCUUUCCUCAUUUCUUGUCAACCUAAAACUAUUGGAAUUAUUCUAAAAUGUGUAGUCAAAGUCAACAGACAAUUUACGUUCGUCGUCAGCGAGAUGAACUCUUGAUAGAUGCAAUUAAACAUGGAAUUGGAAGAUGUUUCAGGGGCACCCAGCGACUAUAUUCUGUAAAAUAACUGUUCGAAGGAGCAAAUAUUGCCUAGAAAUUUUGAAAGCUUGAGAAAAGCUUAAAAUUUCUGUAUAACUGUUCCAUUCGUCUAAAAUAUAUUUCUAAUAGCUUAACUACGAUUUUCGAAGGCUGUGUUUUCACAUUUUAAUAUCAAGAUAGUGCGAUUAGUAUUGUUAAAAAAGAUCUCCUAAAACGUUCAGUAUAAAGGCAAAACGUUCCCUAUAGUUUUCUAUGAAAGCAAGGCUACUUCAUGUCCUCGAGGGUAGCUAACACUUUCAGAUGAGACGAAUGAGAGCCAGCUAAAACUUUCGUGACGAUCAAAGUUCCCCUAAGACAUCCGGACAGAUAAAUAGUUCUUAGGACAACUCCAAAUUGACCAAACAGGCCUCUAAGGCAUAGAGAAAACCAUCUGAGACACUUCUGGCGUAUUUGGAAACAAUCGAUCGUUGGGUGCCCCUGAUGUUUUUAAUCUCGUCUGUUGAAUUGUCUUUGAUCAAUCUUGCAUGUGAAAUGUAACAGGGGCACCCAACGAGAAUAUAGUUCAAAACCACUUAAACAUAGCAUUGUUAAACGUAUUUUAGUAUUUAAACAGUAGAUAUAGGCAUAUUUUUAUCCCCUAAAAAUUUUUCAUCUGUUCGGAUUUCCUAGCUGAAAGUCUAGUGAUCCGAAAAUUAUAGGGAUCAAAACUUACCUUUUCGAAAAUUCCUGCCAGAAAAAAGGCUCCCGAAAAUUCUAGGUGACCUUUUAAGGGUAAAAAUCCGUUUAAAAUGGGCAAUUAUGACAUUUUUUAGAUGUUCGAAAAUCUUAGGAGAGGCAGGCAAGCAAGAAAUUUUACAACAAAUGUUCCGAAAAUUCUAGAUCUCAAAUCGUCUUCCGAACAGAUAUUUUCCGAAAAUUGUCGUUGGGUGCCCCUGAUGUAAUCAUGAUCACUCCUACAAUCAUUUUGUGACCAUUCUUUAUCAGGAUGAACUUGUGUUUUUCAUUUCUUGUCAACCUAAAUUGGAAUUAUUGCAAAAUGUGCAGUUAAAGUCAAACAAUUCAGUACGUUCGUCAGCGAGAGAUUUAGUGUGGUGUUCUUACACUGUAAAAGGUAGUGACAAUAUUAAGUUUGUGAAGACGAUGACCCCCGCUGUAUGUAAAAUUGUAACGCUUAAUUGUUUACAUCAGUUUUCACGGUUUAAAUGGUAAAGUUAGCAGUAAAGCUGACACAAAAUAUCAGUCGGAUUAAGUAAGCAAUUAUUUUCCGGUCCAUGAAAUUGUUCUAUGCGCUAAAGAAACUGUUGCAAGGCUGAACUACCUCUUUAUGUUUUUUCACACGCUACCUUGAGUACCAAUGAAAAGAGCAAAUCGCUCGGGGAAUGCUAAGAUUUAAUAUUCCUAACUAUAUAAUUAAGACCCUUUGUGUUUUAAUAGCUUAUGGCUCAUGCAUAAAAUUGAUGCCGGUUCCUGGCUAUUUCAUUGUCCACUGAUUAUUUUAUUCAUUUAUACUCAUCUGUGAAAUGUUCUUUUGAUUACGCAACCUGGUGUUUCAUUUCCCUUUCAAUCUCUCAUACUAACAAUUCACGUUCUAUACUGUCUUCCCGUAGUUCGCUCGACUAAAAUACUCCGCUUUUUAUAAUUAUCUACUUUGCACUUAUUUCAGAUACAUGGAAAAUGCUUUAAGAAGAUGUUCGUCAGCAUGCAAUGUUGUGUGAUGCCAUACACUAAUCACCUACCAAAACAGGAGCAGGUCUGGCCAAAGAAACAGCACCUUUGCUUCAAAACUACAGCCGCUAAGGCUCUGCAAUGCUUUUGUGUGUUUUUAUCUCCUGUAUGA